This is a messenger RNA of Seriola aureovittata, 2874 nucleotides long. It is a transcript of the gene ccdc3b, whose product is annotated as coiled-coil domain containing 3b. The coding region runs from base 194 to 1021 and encodes 275 amino acids. The record is from RefSeq and is a predicted model, not a curated record. NCBI's taxonomy places the organism in Eukaryota, Metazoa, Chordata, Actinopteri, Carangiformes, Carangidae. Gene Ontology annotation, biological process: negative regulation of gene expression. The transcript is spliced from 4 exons. Gene Ontology annotation, cellular component: extracellular region.
GACACAUUCUCACAACGUUGGAGCUGGAGGAUUUGUUGUGUUGUUUAAGGGAGUUUUACUUAGGAAAUUUCACACACAGGCUUGAAUGCAAGCUCCUAAUUAGCUCCUCCUGAUGUCAUUUCAAAGCUGAAUCGUUCGUGUCGGUGCGCCUCAGUGACCCACAGACGUCUCCGUCUCCUCUCUCUCUGGGAUCAUGUGGAUUAUUUUGGGUUUUAUUCUGGCAGCGGCCGGUCCCCAUGGGAGCUGGGGAUGUCAGCUGCCCCACGACUGGAGACCGCAAACAGAAGCGUGCCGCGCUGAGCUGGCGGAGAUCAUAGUCUUUGCCAAGGUGUUGGCACUGCACAAAGAGUCGUACAGUGUGUAUAACUACCUGCCGUGGCAGCACGACACAGACCUGCUCUUCUCCGCCGAGAUCGAGCUGCUUUGCGACCAGGCGUGGGGCAGCAUGCUGGAGGUCCCCGCCGGCUCCAGGUUUAAUGUCACCGGCCUGGGCUACUUCCCCUGCUUCUCCUACAGUGUCACCAAAAACAACAACUACUACUUCUUUCUAAGGAUGGACGAGAACUACAAUAUUGUCCCUCAUGGAGUGAACUUCCAGGACCCCAUCUUCCCUGACACUGCAGAUAACCACCGCAUGUUUGCCAGCCUCUUCCAGUUUUCAAACUGCACGCCUGGAACUCAGGUCCAUAGCUUCACCCCGGAGUGGGAGGCUCAGGAGGACAGCAGGUUGUUGUGCUCCACAGUGCAGAAGGCUCUGUUCGAAGAAGAAGAGAGGGUGAGGACUCUCUCCCAGAAGGUGCGCACCUUGGAGAAAGCCAACGGCCACCUGAGGGAAAAGGUGAAGACCAUGAAACGUCUGCUGCGCCAGGCCCAACGAGAAACCAUCAAGGAACAACAGACCCUCAGCCUCAAACAGCUCUACGAGUCGAAGACGCCCCAGACUCACCCGGAUCAGGACACUACCCAGGACCAGAAGAACCCUCCGCUCAAAAAGGUCCUAUCCAAGAAGCUAAAAAAAUAGACAUGUUUUUUUUCUAUUGUUGUAUGUAAACCAACUUUCGGUGACAGAGCAAGCUGAAAGUAAGUGAAAAGCUGGGGGAGGGGACAGCAACAUCAAGUAGUUGAUCAAAUGAAAGUAAAAUGAUGGACUUAAAUUUUAAUUUUAUUACAUUCUCCAUGACUUCAACCUGUGCUUAUUUCAAAAAUCACAUUUUUUUAAAAGAAACCUCACCUGAACAACCACAUGUAGUUUUAUUUUCUGCCCGUGACCCGCAACAUUGAGACUGUCAGCUACAAAGAGACCAUUGAUGCCCAUUUACAUCCUUAUCCAUAUUUGUUGAAGAGACUUUCCGUGCAUGCAUGUGUGCGCAUGCGUGGGUGUAAAGAAGGGCUUUCAUUUGACCUAUUUUGUGUCCCCAGAUGAACUAACAUAAAGGAUUUUAAAGGUUUCACAGGAGAGAUCUUUAUCUAAAUCUCCUUAACUCUUAUUUCACCCUAUUAGUCCAAUAUGAUCAUGCUUUCUGAAUAACUGUUGCUGUUAUCUGUCCUAGCCCCCAAGUUUUACUUGUGUCUUUUACUUCAAUCCUUUUCCAACAUUAUACAUAGCUCAUAGCUCAAAGCUGGCAGAUGCACUGUUUGAACAAUAGAUGGACAAUGUUAAAGGACCAGUUUGUAGGAAUUAGUGGCUUCUAAUGGUGAGGUUGCAGAUUGCAAGCGACUGAAUACCCCUCCCACCAUCGCUCCAUUGUGUGUGUAGGAGAAUCUACGGUGGCCUUCAGGUAACAUAAAAAUGUCAAAGGCCCUCUCUAGAGCCAGUGUUUGGUUUGUCCGUUCUGGGCUACUGUAGGAACAUGGUGGUGCAAUAUGGUGGGCUCCAUGAAAGAGGACCUGCUCUGUAUGUUGAUAUGAAUGGCUCAUUUUAAGCUAGCGAAAACACAACAGGUCUGGUAAUAAUACACUAAUGCAAACAUAGUUAUAAAUAUUAUACUUCUGCCAAUAGAUCCCCCUAAAUCCUACACGCUGGUCAUUUAAAGCAUUUGAAAUUGACGAUCUGUUUUGUUAAAAAAAAAAAAAAAGAAAAAAAAAUCUGUGCUGGACACAUUAUGCAUUGUAUAAAUAUUAGAAUAAAAUUUCUUAUUUCAGAAAUAUCAUCAUCAAAAUGCUACAGAUCAACCUAUGUUGAGGACUUUUUCCCAACUUCCAGUCUGAACAGCACAGGAUGGAUUUUAUCUUCUAUAGUUUCUACUCUGAAGAAGAUGAGUCAUAAUCAGAUUAUAGCUCAAAGGCUAAAGGGACACAAAUAACCAGUUCUUAAUUGCUUUGAGUGUAAUAAAAUACAGAAUAUACAAGUUGUGAGGAAUUGCUUGCUUUGACUUUGUAUAUGAAGGUAUAGAUACAGAGGAGUAGCUGUGUCAAAGUUCAAAAGCUGCAAGACCUACCAUUACGUCAUCAUUCUCCUCUACCUUUGCCUGCUUUUCAUUUACUUGUUUGAUCUAUUUAUUCCCUGAGAAAGUAUCCUAAAGUGUAGCGGUUCUUCAAAUUCAGUGAAUUGAUUCCCGAGAGUGCAUUUUUUCAUGUUCUCCUUUAUGUAAGUCCGUUCAUACAAAUUAUACUAGCUGAAAGUGUAAUUUUUGUGUUUGAAAACAGGGUGCUGAGCACCCAUUAAGUCCAGCCAGUGAGCCUGGUGUGGUACAGGAUUGGCUUUUUCUGUGUCAGAAAUGAGAGUUUGCUUCAUUAUACUUUCCGUAUUUGCUUUUGUUAUUAGUUUUGCUUUCUCUAAACUAUAAACAUCUGGUUUGCUUGGCCAAUAGCAUAAUCAUUUGUGUAACAGUUAUUGUAAUUUUUAAAAAAAUAAAUAAAUGAACUUUUCCAAAA